AUGAAGAAAAUGAUGCCCACUGCGAAGUACCUCGGCCUCCCUCUGUUCAGAGCUUCAAAGAGGACUGAGGACUAUAACCAUCUUGUGGAUCGUAUCUUGUGUCGCAUCCAGGGUUGGAAGGCCAAGCUUUUGUCCAACGUAGGCAAGCUUUCAGAGAUUUUUUGGUGGGGCGAUUCGGACACUAAGAGAGUGUUUCAUCCGAUUGCUUGGGAGACACUUUGUAGACCAAAGACUCACGGAGGGCUAGGAUUCAGAACAACGGAAGCAACAAACAAAGCUUUCUUAAUGAAAUGGGCGUGGAAAAUGUUAUCGGAGGACAAUAGUCUAUGUCGACAACUCAGGGAUGCAAAAUACAUCAAGAACCAGAGUUCCAUGGAUAUGGAAAGUUCACCAUCUGAUUCAAGACUUUGGAAGGCCAUUCUCAAUUCUAGAACGCUCCUACAGAAAGGUUUGUGUCGUAAGAUUGGCGAUGGCAGAGCCACAUCAAUAUGGUUCCAUCCUUGGGUUCCAGGGGACAACCCCCAACCGAAGCCCAGGCUCGACGCUUCAAAAGGUAUCAGCUUGGUUAACAGUUUCAUCCAAAAUAAUCAAUGGAAUGUGAGCCUUGUAAAACAAUGGUUCCACCACAAGGACGCGAGACAAAUUCUGAAUAUCACACUGCCUGAUCGUUCCGUUGAAGACUCUUGGUUAUGGCUCCCAGAACCGAACGGACAAUUCACCAUCAAAUCAGCGUAG
Molecule: messenger RNA, 735 nt
Organism: Cannabis sativa
Lineage: Eukaryota; Viridiplantae; Streptophyta; Magnoliopsida; Rosales; Cannabaceae
Exons: 2
Coding region: 1-735 (244 amino acids)
Source: RefSeq, a predicted model, not a curated record